AUGGGCAGUGAGGAGGGAGCAAGCGGAGCAGCUCCCAAGGGCGAAACUGGUACAGACACAGGAAACGUCAGUCAAGGCAAUCGCCUGCUGUCCACGAUGCGGUUGAACGGAUCUUCAGGAGCACCCUGGUCGGUCGCGUCCAAGGCCAGACCCUCGUCAUCUACCGCUCCAGCCAGUGCCGUCGACUUGAAGAGCAUCAUGGCUUUGGAAGUGCGUCGGACUCCAGCCGGUUCUGCGAGCGCCUCAUGGACAGCGACGCCAGUCGCUACAGCCUCGAACGGAACUGUUACAGAUCUUGCGCCAAUCAUGAUCGGCGCGAAGCUCUCUCAGCAGGAUCACGCCGGCGCAUGGGGCGGCGUGGCAAACGACUCCCUCAAAAGCUUCCGAUGGCACUCCUUGGAGGACACUCGACAGCCCGGCGUCAUCUUCUCCUCCCAGAGAUCCGAUGUCGCUAGUGUCCAGAAGCCCAGCAACCGCCUCGCGAUUAUCCGGCUCACCAGCAUUGCGACCAUCAGCGGGAGCAGCCGCGCCAUCUCCGCUUUCACUAGCCCGCGCAGACAGCUUAAGGGACCCACCGCUCUCUUCCACGUUAAGCGUGUUCACGCCGAAUCACUCGGUGCGAUCUCCAUUGCGAAAACCCGAGGAAGGCAGCCCUGCGUGGGCGACACAGACUCUGCCUGCUUCUACUUCGAACUUUUCGCAGCGCUCGAUGGCAGCGAGAGCGACUCCCUUUACGCCUUCCUCGAGCUGCUUCUCGCCAACAGCCGCGGCCUCUGUCUCUCCGGCACGCGCCAGCCGCUCGGGCGCGAGAGCAGGCAACUCUGCGUCCUUCCUGGCGAUCCAAGAGCAGAAAAGGCGGCUGGCGUCAGGACAGAGCAGGAACGCAAGGAGCGCGAAGAGUUCGAGACGUGGUUUGCUGAGGAGAGCAAGAAGGUGCAACAGCAGCAGCAAAAGCAGCAACCGGGCCGAAGCUCAGGUGGUAGCAGAGGAGGAAAGGCUCGUUCGAAUCGUCGUAACGGAAACGCAUCCACGGAGACGGAGGUUCAACAGGAGGGCGUGCUAACUCCGAAUGAGCAGCAGCACAGGGAAGAGGGUGGCUCCACUGGGCGGCGAGGCCGCGGGGCAGGCCGAGGAGUUGUCGCCGCACGCGCCGGGGCAGGACGUGAUUGGCCGCGAACGACAGAGGUCACGACCAGCGUUCUGGCUCUGCUAGGCAUUGUCGAGGGCUUUCGCGAUUAUCGAUCAGCCUCACGAGCUCGGGAGCUCGCGCAAGUUCCUGUUCUCGAUGCGCGCGGUGCGGCAGGAAAGUCACACCGUUCCAGUGCGAGCCCAAGGAUACCCCGAGGCAGCAUCGAAUACAUUGACGAGGACGACGAUGUUGCGACUACCGAGACAGGGUCGGUCGCAGCGAGCACGAUAGAAGGCUCUAUCGUCGACUCGAGGAUAGGCAGCGUAUCGGGCCCACCAGAAUCUGCGCUGAACCUCGAGGGUCAGAGCAUCUCGAGUCACCUUAAUGCGUCUGGUGUUGCGCUGACGGCUUUCAAUGCAAUCUAUACUGUGCUGAACCAUCCAACAAAAAGGGCAGAGCCGAUAAAUCCUCAAUUCUCUCGGUAUCCGCCACUUCCUCUCUCCAGCAGCGAGCUCCCGACGGCUCGCAAGGCCGAUCAUGCCGCCUACCUCGCCCAAAUCUGGCCGGAAUGGGACCUCUUCCGCAUUACGACCCCCAAAAGAGCAACGAGCGCAGCUGCCCUCGCUCGAAACGGAGCCGAGGGCCUACUUGAGGAGGACUUCAACCUCAGCAGCCCGCACAUUUUCGGCAAGGUAGUGGAAACAGUGGAGCCAGCAGCCCGACAAAACUCCUCCGACAGCUUCGAGCAAGCGCUCAAUCAGAUCCUUCAAGAGAAACUCAGCUACUACUCGGACAUAAUAGAGCAGCAUCUCAUCGCCGAAUCGUGCUUGGCCAAGGUCGACGCGCUUCGCAGCGAGCUCGCUGCCAUCGAUGAGCAUCAGGCCAAGAAGGGGCUGCAGCUUGUGCUGCGGCAGGCAAAGCGGAGGGAGCUCGGGACGAUGCAGAAUGCACUGCAGCAGGUCAAGGAUCUCACAGACCGGAGGGACAUGGUGGAUUUGCUGGUGAAGCAAGGCGAAUUUGAGGAAGCGCUCGACCUUAUGGAGUCGAUACGCUCCAUGCUGAAGCGCUUAGCGUCGAGAUCGGUAGCCGAGGCCGACAGCGAGGUGCUGGACAUCUCCCGCGAGCCCGCCCACGACAAACACAUCUCCGCCGCUCUACGUCAGGAGCUAUUGAUCGUGCUUGGCACGAAGCUGCGGGAGCGCAUCACCGAACCAUUUGCAGUUCCGACACUGCCGAUAGAAGCGCGAUCGUCUGCGAUGGAUCAGCGCAAUUUGCGAAGACAAAGACACAAAUCGAUGCGCAACUCGAUCAGCAUCGCGGCUGGCCAACUCAACGCGAACGGAUUUAAGUCUCUAUUCGAAUCAGAGGGCGACGCAACGCAAGAAGCAGUACAGAGGAUACCCAAGAGUCCCAAAUCGAGCGAGGUGAAGAACGAGGCGCUGCGCACGAGAGUCAUGGGUCUCGUACUCGGACUUGUGAGGACACAUGGCAUCGAGCGUGUGAUAAGAGACUACGAGGAGGUCGCGACGGAGCUCCUGCAGUCGAUAGCCACUUCGCACAUCCAAGGCAUGAGCGACGAUCUGAUCCGCCUGCUCGCGCAAGUGGAUGCGCCGACCGACAAUUAG
Tilletiaria anomala UBC 951 is the source of this 2754-nucleotide messenger RNA. RefSeq lists its product as uncharacterized. Gene Ontology annotation, cellular component: GARP complex. The transcript has 8 exons. Gene Ontology annotation, biological process: retrograde transport, endosome to Golgi; Golgi to vacuole transport. Bases 1 to 2754 code for a protein of 917 amino acids. NCBI's taxonomy places the organism in Eukaryota, Fungi, Basidiomycota, Exobasidiomycetes, Georgefischeriales, Tilletiariaceae. The record is from RefSeq and is a predicted model, not a curated record. Gene Ontology annotation, molecular function: syntaxin binding.